This is a messenger RNA of Labrus mixtus (cuckoo wrasse), 1384 nucleotides long. It is a transcript of the gene psmg2, whose product is annotated as proteasome (prosome, macropain) assembly chaperone 2. The transcript is spliced from 7 exons. Gene Ontology annotation, cellular component: cytosol; nucleus. Gene Ontology annotation, biological process: proteasome assembly. The record is from RefSeq and is a predicted model, not a curated record. Lineage: Eukaryota; Metazoa; Chordata; Actinopteri; Labriformes; Labridae. Bases 160 to 948 code for a protein of 262 amino acids.
GCGUAGAGAGAGACCUAAAGGCCCACAACACCAGGCAUGAAAAUAGAAGUGAAAAACUGCCGGGGGAAUAACAUUUUGGGCAAAUAAAUAACGUAACUUGAUUAACAUCUCCAGUUCUUCUUCUGUUUGACUCUGUGCAUCUGCACUCUCAACAACACCAUGUUUAUCUCUUCACAAAACUCACCGCCCUCCUUCAAAGAUUUCACCCUGGUCAUGCCAGCAGUGGCUGUUGGUAAUGUGGGCCAGCUGGCUGUGGACCUCAUGGUGUCCACUCUCAACAUGAACAGAGCGGGAUACAUACACACAGACUGUCUCAUACCUAUGUCUGGUAACAACCCGUAUGCCACCUGCAGAGGAGAUGCAGAGGAGCUGCACACACCUGCAGAAGUGUACAUAGCAGCAGAACUGAAGUUGGCAGUUCUUCAAAUCAGGGCGCCAAUUAUUCAGACAAAAUCCAAAAAGUUCAGGCAGCUUGUGGUGACAUGGAUCAAAGCCAGCGGGUUCUCCAGGACCGUCAUUCUGUCCAGCAGCCACGCCUACCAGAGGGACGACCAGCAGCUACAAGGCACUCCUUUGAGGUACCUGGCCACUCCGUCUCUGCAUAAGGUGAGCGAGGACGCGUUUAAAGAGCUCGGCUGGAGGGAGAUGGAGCGAGUGCCGGCCUUCCCCGCACUGACAGACGCCAGCACAGAACCACGCCUCUACAUCCCUGGAGGAGGAAUAACCAAAGGACUCUACACAGACAGUUGUGAGGAGGAUCUCCCGCUGGCUGUGCUGCUGCUCUUCUGUUCGGAGGGGGACAACAUCCCGGAUUCCUUCACGCUCGUCAACCACCUGAACGACUGGCUCCACCUGCUGGACAACCCUAGCAAAGAGCCCAACAAAUGGAAGAUCCCAACUUCCUGGAGUCUUCUGUUUGGCAGCGGUAUCCCGCCAGCGCUGUUCUGAUACUCACAUACCUGGAUUUAGUUUUUUUUGCUAUUUUUAGCUCCGCUUCUGGGAAAUGCAGUAAGCUCCAAAACCUCACAGAUGUUUUCUUUGACAUCUGGGCGGUCCAGUUGUAGCACCUUGGUAUUCUACAGAGCCUUGUGCAUUAGUGGAAAUGUAUUACUAGUAAAAUGAUGAUUGUUUUUUUGUGCCCUAAGCUCAUAAUACCAAGACCAGGAACUAAAUGAAAGGACGUUUGUCUGCUCUAAACAAUGAAAACAGACAUAAAGCAAGGAUGUAAAAUAACAAGAAGCUCCAGCUUUUCAACAUUCAUCACAGUUUACUAUUACUCUUAAGAUGUAUAGACCAAAACGUACCAACAUGCACUUCUGGAAUACUGCAGCAUAUCAAUGUAUUUUUCUAACAAAUAAAAGAUUGCUACAAAAUGCAGAAGGAA